UGUUUAAAUGCUCGUUACAAGCUUCUUCUUGUGAUUUGGUAAACUAAUAACAGUGUUAGAAAGCAAACUUUGUGAUGAGUCAGCCUGCUACAAAGGCUGUUCCUGACGUCACCAUUGUAGCUGGGCUUGGUCUGGCCAACUUUAGAGAUGACACUCUUAUCAUGGAGGAGCCCAGUGCUGCCUCCACUGCUGGACAUAAAUGUACCAGACAAGAUCUGAUCGAGAGGAAGUGUGCUGAACAUAUGGCCAAAUUCGAACUGAAGAUUCAAGCCGGGGCCAAAGUCCAAGAGCGAGCUCACGUCCGCGGGUCUAAUUUCCCCAGCAAAGAGGACAUUCAAAUCGGCGAAGACACAAUAUCCUUCAAAUUACUCAAUUCACAACAUUCAACUGAAGAAAAUGAUUCUUUUGACCUAACGCAAAUCCCUCGAAAAUCCACUCAACCGUCUGAGUCGCGCAAUGAACUUCUGAAGCAUCCUGCCGCGGCGCCUCCAGCUAAACAACCAGUAACGCUCACUAGGUCCUGCCCUGUGAGCAACUGGGGAGAAAAUCCUUCGUUCGUGCCCAUUAACCAUGCCAGCCUGGGACAAGAAUCUGCCAAGAAUAAUCCAGCAUUACAUCAAGCCAGCUCCAGAGGCAUCAUCUCGUCCGCGGAGGAGCCCAGGCGAACUCAGACAGUCUUCUCGCCGGUCCUUCUCGAGGUCCCCCCAGCGCUGGGAGAAAUCUCUCCGCCAAAGAGCUUCAAACAGCGCUUAUGGGAGGCCAAAAGAAUGCCCAGGCUCGAGGAGGCCGUUGCAGAGCCUGCGCUCCCACCUCCAUGUCAUGACUCCAGAACACAUGAGCUCCAGGCUCCUGAACGUCUCCAGGUGCACUCCAGCUGCGCACGUCCUACGCAAGCUGUGCCUAGAACUGUCGACGAUGCGCAAGACGAGUCUGUGAGCUGCGAGCUGCUGUCGCUGAGCGUCCUGCGCGGCGUGGCUGAGGACACGAGCUCCACGUGGCUGCUGCCUUCGCCCUGUGGCCUCUCGCGCUCCAUCGCCCCUCAGCCCUCCAUGCUCCACACAGGCGAGGCGGACGACUGGUCGGCGCCGCCGCUGCUGAAGUACACCGCCAGCGACGUGCCUUGGAACCAGCCCCAGCUGAGCAGCGGUGGUCUGAUGUCGGAGGAGCAGGACGAGGCCGCGCAGGUCGCAGAGCUGCUCGAGGACGAGCAGUUCGGUGCGCUCGACAUCGACGAGCUGGCGGAAGACGAGCGCCUCUGCAGCACGCUCAUGUUGCCGCCCUCCGCUGACAUCACCGGCCUCUGCGAGGUCAACGAGAUCACCGUCAGGGAGUCGUGGCUGGGCGGCAGGCAGGCGGGGGUACGGCGCAUGCCUGUGGACGAGUACCUGAUGGCGGGCAGCCUCGCCCUGGGCUCCCUCAGCGGCAGCAGCCAGCGCCCCAGCUUCGGCAUGCAGCGUCCUGAGACACACAACCAACACUCCACGCACCAGUCUCUUGAGGAGGGCUUCGAAACUGCCACAGCAGAAGGCCACGCUAGUUGUGAACGGCCACAAUCUAAAGACCUUUGUGAGGAAAAUAGGCUUAAUUCGAGAGGUGGAGGCAUUGUGGCAUCUGAGAGUGCUUGUGUGUUCCAGUCAAAUGUUCGUCAAGCUGAAAUUCUGACCAAUGCUGAUGGACGAAGUAAUGUAAAUAUGGAAAGUCAAUCGUAUUCUCAUGCAUCCAAGUUACAGCUGGGAGUUUGUACGAGCGCUGGUGUACAGAAGGCAGGUGCCGUCGCAGCCUCUGGAGGAUGUUUUAACGAGUUACGUCUUGGCCGAGAAGCGCCUUCUUCAGAAGAGUUGAAGGCCGUCGGCUCUCGCGCACGCGAGUGUAGCAAACAAGUAGCCCCUCCUACUACUGAAGGCCUCUCUUAUGCCAGAGUUCCUGUGACGUCCAGCCACUCUGAUUUACAAGACACUAAACGCGCAGAAAAUGUGAGUCAAAUUCAUCCGCCUCAUAAACAGUUACUUAAAAAAUCUUCCUCUGCGACUACAUGUAACGCGAAUGAGACAAGCUCUCAAGUAGAGCGCCUAGCAAAUAAUGACAGAUUCGGUCGACCUUCGAAGCUCUGUGAAGCGCAGAGUAAUUUCCGUUCUCAGAGUCAGACGAACUUGUCGGAGUCGAAUCCUAAGAAUGGCGGCAUUGUAGUUGAGAGAAGCGUCUCUCAGAAAACAUUUGGAAACGAGACACGAAGUCUUCGUGAGCAGCUAGCGAAGCGCGAUUUAGAUGCCAUCAAGCACGCUCUUUUGAACUUGAGAGACACUUCAUCGCCAGGCACGAUGCAGUCUGUUGUGUUGGGUGCAGUUAGUGAGCAAGCCACGGACUGCACGGCAAGUGUCAACGCUACCUUACAGGAGUCUGUGCUGGACGCGAGCAUGGAGAUCGAGCUGCUGCGAAAACAGAAGGAAGCCAUCAAGAGCAAGUUCGCCAAACCAUCUGCAGACGCUGGACGUGCCAACUUGGAAGCGCUAAGAAAAACAACACAGCAAGACGCUGGAUUAGCCGCAUGCGGCUCUGUUCACCAUGCAGCUCAGAAUGUUCCUUCCCGGCAGUUAGGCAGUAAGGGCUUGCCGGUGCAGAAAGAAGUUGAUGUGCCCAACAUGCCCCCUCCGCGUGAGGGUCAUGAGGUCCUAGCGUCUCGUGACGCGCCCUUUGUUACGGACGACACGGAGCGCGCUAGUCUCGACGACACCAUCAGGCUGGAGCCCUGCCUGCAGCAGUCGCAGUGUGUGCAGAGCUGUUUCAAUGGCGCUCAUGAGGACGAGCUGCUGGACCUGGAGGAAACACCAGCUUUCCACAACCUGACGCUGUACGAGGAGCCUGGUUGCGUGAGCACGUGCGAGCGCGUGAGCGUGGAGGGCUGCGUGGUGGGGGUGAGCACGUGGUUGAGCGUCCCCCUGCACAACCCCACCGACCUGCCCCUCAACCUGCACGCCGCCGUCAUCAGCGAGACUUUCAACCACAAGAACGUCGUCGCCUCGUCCUUCGUCUUCAAGCAGGGGCGCGUGAUACUGCCACCUCGCCAGAACCUCGUCUGGGCGCUGGGCAUCUGUGCCAGGGCCGCUGGAGUGGUUCAAGGCUCGCUACAGCUGCAGCUGAUGCACCAAGGGAGACAGGAGCCUCUCGUGACACAUGUGGUGCCCAUCACUGCCACGGCAACACUACCGCAAGUUACCAUAGGAGACUCCAGACCCCUGGAAGUUGGUUCUGUACCCGAGGGCUUCACAUACGACGCGCAGUUUGAAGUGCACAACAAAACAAAGAGCUCCCUGCGCGUUGUGCUAAGCCUCGUGCAGGCCUUCUCGCAGCCCGUGUUCCGACUAGUGUCGCCGCCUGAGGGUGGUGUCUUGUCACCGUUUGAAGUCGCGUGUGAUCUGGCGCCAGGCACCAACACCUUCAGCAUGCAGAUCAUGGCACCGAACUUGAGCAACGUCGGUAAUGAGUCCAAGGAAACCAUAAAAAUGAGCUGCAGACUUCAAGUUAAACUCGACUCGCGCGUACUCCCUCGGCCAGUGCUGGCGAGCGAAAGCGUGAGCGUGGACGUGGUGGCCGUGCACCUUCACUUGUCACGCUCUUGUGUGCCCCUGCGUCUACAGGCUGAGGUAGACUCUCACGCCUCAGCCCCUCUCACGCUCAAGAACUUAUCGUGCAUACCAUUGUCUCUGAAGCUGAGGUGCGAUGACGCGGGGCGCGGCGACGGAAGCUGCAGCGCCUCCUUGGCCAUCGUGCCCGACCGUCUGGUCAUCCAACCGAAUGCUCUCGUGUCGCCCGUCGUGGUUUUCACGCCCCUUGGGGAGGUCACGAGCUUCACGGCUACCGUGGUCAUUCAGGUCGAGCCUCAUGGUUUGGAGUAUGAAAUUCCAGUUGAGGUAUCUUCAGUUUUGACUGACAAUAAAUUCAGCGAUACGAAUACCGGGCUGACUGACAAAGUUGAGAGUUCAAAUAAAGAGGACAAAGGCACUGAACUUACAGGUGAAGACUCCGCUCCCGCUAUGGAGUUACAAUACCCAAUAGAAGCGAGCAAGACGCGGCUGGUGUUUGGAUGUGUAGAUACUGGGACGGUCACGCACCAGAAACUGUCGUUCUGUAACCGCAACAGCGCGGACCUCGUCCUGAGCUACAACGUCGCAGGAUCUCCGUGCUUCUCAGUGGCGGAGCCUCGAGACGCCACGAGUAUCGUGGUGCCUGCUGGUGGUGUGGCUGCCGUGGUCGUGGCCUUCUGCCCCAGUAGCGUGGACCUUCACACCGCCAAGCUGGUCUGCAAGCCCCGGGGCCUUGUCAACCAAAGGGUCAAGUAUAGCAUCCAGCUGCAGGGGUACGGAGGUCGGGGGGCGCUGGAGACGCCGGACCAGCAGCUUCAGUUGCACCCCACCAACGCCGGCGCCCCUGCCAUCCUGCACCUGGCGCUCACCAACCCCGGCGUCCGCGCCGUGUGUGUCGCCGUCUCUGCCCACUCAGACUCGUCGUGUAGCGUGCGUGCAGAGGGCGUGAUGGUCACGCCAGAGGAGCUCGUGCUGUCGCCCGGACAGUGUCAGAACCUGAUGGUGGUUGUGUCUGCUGACAACGACGUGUGGCGUGGAGUCGGUACGGGCGUGGGGUGCCUGCUGCUAGCGUACAGCGAGGAGCUGCUCAGGCGCCGGUACAGAGCGCGUCUUGCCGAGGGCUGUAGUCGCGCCCUCAGCGUCAGCCGCGCGCUACCCACCGACUGGAACGUCACCCUCAGGGGCGAGAAGGCGCUCGCAAUCGACGACUCGCUGCCAUCGCACCCUGACGACGCUAAAAUAUUCUUAGCUUCGUGCCGCUAUAUCAAGGUACCUGUGGUGAACAGCGCUCUUCCUAGCGGCAACCACGAGGCUUCGUUGACUUUCUUCUCGCCUCUCAACGCCGACUCGACGUUAAGCCAAACGUUGACUCCCACAACGUCUUGCGUUACAAACAACACUUUCCCUGCAUCAGCCUACAGCUCGUCAUCAAGCUCGUCGUCGGCGGAGAAUACCUUGCUCCCCACGCGAGACGAUGACUCACUGGACAGUAGUGAUGUCUCUUACAAAAACUUGGCUAAGCUAAGUAAUCAGCAGGUCGCCGCUACCCAUGAUUCAGGAACCCGAACUCAUGCUCUGGAGAAGAACGUUAUUGUUCCCGCCACCGCUAGUAACGACUUGAAUAAAUCAGGUGCUUCUCAUUCUGAUGAGUUCACCAACAGAGCCAUUCCGGACACGGGGCAGAUGCGACGUGGUCAGCCUGCUCUGAAAAGUGGCAGCACGAAUUGGCCACCCAGUAACGCUCAAACAGCUGCUGGGAAACCAUUUCUUAGUGAGAGCGACUCAGAACGCGAUGAAACUGUGGACUCUACUGAUCUCCGGAGUAUGGAAAGCAACUAUGGCGCCGGCAUCAAAUUUAAUAGGAAAAGCGAUGAGAACAACUUGAACGUGCGGUGUAGUGACAGUAACAAGGAUAAGACAGCCCUUACUCGUCAAAACAGAGAGGCGUCUUGCGUGGGCGCGACCUGUGCUGAGAUCAGCAAUAACCUGAUGUCACCGCAGCGCGUACUGAAAAACUCGAUGGCUGUUAACGUACCUGCGCCUGGAAGAGCCUUACAACCCUCCGGCUGGACGUCUCACGACAGCGUAGACAAGGAGAACCGUUCACAAGAUGAAGAGGAAGCCUGCUUUGAGGUGUACCCUGACGAACUCAGUAUUGAGUUUGGUGUCACCGCUGCGCUGGUGCUCGUAAAUAAAACAAAUCUACAGCUCAACUUCCAGAUCACGUGUUCCCACUCUUGUCUCCCUCAGAUCACGUGUUCCCACUCUUGUCUCCCUCAGAUCACGUGUUCCCACUCUUGUCUCCUCGUGGAGCCCGUAGCGCUACAUGUCACCGCCCAUAGCUCGGCCAGCGCGCGGCUACGGCUGCUGCAGCAGCUACACUCCCCCGCCUUCGUUCUCCUCACCGUGAAGUGCAACAGGACGGAGCAGUUCGUGAAAGUGACGUGCCUGCCCGGCGCCAGACCUGCGAAUGAUCUUCCUGAAAAACGGACGGGCAUAUCGGGACUUGAGGUUGGACUCACGAAAAUGCAGUUUCCCAUCACAAGAGCUGGGAAGCAGAGCUACAUUAAACUCCCACUCAAGAACUUGUCCAACAGCAACAAACAGGUGACGGCAGCAGUCACUUCAGGCGUGGACGCGUUCAUCGUGAAGCACCCGCAGUUCCUGGUGAAAGUUGGCCACUUCGUGAACGUGCCCGUCUACUUCCGACCCCGCGCCCCUGGGACCCACCAGGGCGCGUUACGGCUGCUGGCGGGGCACGACGAGGAGACGCUGGUGGUGCUGGAGGGCACAUGUCCGUAGCAACAUGGCCGUAGCAUCAUGUCCGUAACAACAUGCCAUUAGCAACAUGCCCGUAGCAACAUGCCCGUAGCAACAUGCCCGUAGCAUCAUGCCCUUAGCAACAUGUCCGUAGCAACAUGCCCGUAGCAACAUACCCGUAGUAACAUGCUCGUAUCAUCUCGCUGCUUGUGGUAACUCAGGAAUUGCAGGGAAUGUGCUGAUGUUUCCUUACAUCGUCUUCUGCCCCACAUGAUUCAUGGAAAUAUUUCCAUGUAAAUGGCAAUUCAUAUUGAUUUUAAAACUUAAAUUUGUAGAUACUUGAAGUAAAUGUGCCUUAAAAUAGAAUACUAGUUGUUAAUCCCGCCUGUAUCUGGUGCUCAUUUCCAUAGCUGAGAAUGUUGUACUUAUUCAGUAGGGUCCUUCUCUACUUCAAUUGUGCUGUGUUCACUUGUUGACUGAAGUAGCGAACUCUUUUCAUUGCGUUUUUAAAAAAACCAGCUCUACUUCAUUUCUGAGAAGUUAGACAGUUGUUUGCUACGCUUCAACUGCUCGUAUCGUGCAGAAAUCAACUGCGAGAGCAAAUCCUAUUUAUCAUGUACGGUGCUACGUACAAAAUAGGCAUUUUAAUUUGUCGUUUAGAUCUCAUAUGUGAUUCAAGUAAAGGCGAUACAGUUUCCCUACCAAUGCGAAAGUUAACGCUUUUAUGGCUCAUCUCAAGCUGUUGCCAUUAAAAUGAUCAUUUAUUAAUACAAUUUAUGAAAUUUUGUUAGUAGUAAGAACUCGAGACUGCGUAUUAUGAACAUAACGUCCAUGGGACCCGUAAUCUCGACACGGAAACAGAAAAUGAAUAUCAAAUAUAUUCGUGCUCAUUUCCUAUGAACUAUCAGUGCGGUAAAGCAUUUGUACCGUCACGACAGUCGGCGAGAAUUACGCGUCACUGCAAAGAACGUGUUAGUUUUUCAUCAAUGUAAUUGAUGGUGUUUUUAAAAACUUCAUUUGGCUCGGGAGUUAGUGUAUUGUAAAGAAUGUUCCUCAAUAUUCUUUUGUGUAUACUUGACUUCAAUUAUUUCAUUGUACUCCUAAGUCAAUUGUAUUGCAUUCCGAACAGCUUUACCGACGAUGUUUUAAGCCUAUAGUCAAAAUAAAGCUUCGUACAUCUUU
This is a messenger RNA of Hyalella azteca, 7523 nucleotides long. RefSeq lists its product as uncharacterized. The record is from RefSeq and is a predicted model, not a curated record. Gene Ontology annotation, molecular function: protein kinase binding. Gene Ontology annotation, cellular component: cytoplasm; pericentriolar material; centriole. Gene Ontology annotation, biological process: centriole replication; mitotic spindle assembly; centrosome duplication. Bases 75 to 6383 code for a protein of 2102 amino acids. NCBI's taxonomy places the organism in Eukaryota, Metazoa, Arthropoda, Malacostraca, Amphipoda, Hyalellidae. The transcript has 19 exons.